AUGGUCGUGGACGGAUCGGGAAUGGUCGUGGGUGGGUUGGGAAUGGUCGUGGGCGGGUCGGGAAUGGCCGUGGGUGCGUCGGGAAUGGUCGUGUGUGGGUCGGGAAUGGUCGUGGGCGGGUCGGGAUUGGUCGUGGGUGUGUCGGGAAUGGUCGUGAUUGGGUCGGGAAUGGUCGUGGUCGGAUCGAGAAUGGUCACGGACGAGAUAGAUGGGAAGUCGUGCCUUCUGGAUGUCCUAGACACGGGGAGUCAGGAGGAGUACCAGUCUGUACGAGACGGCGGGCUGUCCCGGGGACAGGGGUUCGUGCUGGUGUUCUCUCUCACGCAGGAGUCCUCACUCACGGAACUGGAGGAGUACAGGUCAGUGCGAGACGGCGGGCUGUCCCGGGGACAGGGGUUCGUGCUGGUGUUCUCCCUCACGCAGGAGUCCUCACUCACGGAGCUGGUGGAGACACGCGACAGAGUGCUGCAGGCCAGGCCAGGGGGACAGGUUCCGAUGGUGCUGGUGGGCAACAAGAGCGAUCUUGUGACGUCACGAGAAGUCAGUAGGGGGAGGGGAGAAGGGUUCUCGGACAAGUUCAACUGUCCAUAUCUGGAGACCUCUGCCAUGCUGGGAACUAAUGUACAUGAGGUGUUCCGUGGGUUGGUUCGGCAGAUCAUGAAGACGACGCCGGGAUCACGUGAUUAUGACUGCAGGCAAGACUCCCGCGACCAGGCUGGAGGGUCUCGCAUGUGUGUUCUGCUGUGA
Branchiostoma belcheri (Belcher's lancelet) is the source of this 747-nucleotide messenger RNA. Its product is annotated as ras-like protein 3. Gene Ontology annotation, biological process: signal transduction. Lineage: Eukaryota; Metazoa; Chordata; Leptocardii; Amphioxiformes; Branchiostomatidae. Gene Ontology annotation, molecular function: GDP binding; GTPase activity; GTP binding. The transcript is spliced from 7 exons. Bases 1 to 747 code for a protein of 248 amino acids. Gene Ontology annotation, cellular component: plasma membrane. The record is from RefSeq and is a predicted model, not a curated record.